AUGAGAGCUAGUCCUAAUCAACCACCAUAGUCAAAUGGCUUCACUCGUAACUAUGCUUAGUUCUUUGGCUUAGAUAGAGAAUAAGUGUCUCCAGAUAUAUCAAAGCAGGCAAAGGAUUAUUCUGCGCAAUCUCCAUCGGUAUUCAACAAUUCAGCUUAAAUGAGUCUGAAACGACUUAACUAAAAAGGAGCUAUGAACUCUGGCACCGAUGAACCCUACAGAAUAAGAACCAACCUGAGGAGAAAUCCUGAGUUCCAAGUAAACCUAAAUAACUUUUGGGGAUAACCGAUUCCUGAAAAUGCAUAGUUUUAAAGAAAUGAGAAGUAGUUCUUCAAAGUUUAAUCAAAUCAAUAAGCUGGCAGACCAUUCUAGUUUAAGAACAAUCUUUCAAAGAAUGCAGGCAAUGUAAUUAAUGAUGUUAAAAAAAUGACUUCAAUACCAAACGCUAACAUUAGUAAAUCAGUAGACAUGAAUGGGCAAAACUAUAAUAAGGAUGUUAAGAAAUUCUUUGGUAUUCCAAGCACUCAUUACUAAAAAGAUUAGCCAUUAAAUUAGGAACAGUUGAAAUAAUUUGAGGGAGUCAGCUAAUAGGCGAUUAUUGAUUAAACAUUUGAAAAGAAUAGAAAAGCCUUCUUUAACGCUUAUACUCCAGAUCCUAAUCAAAAGUUAAAGUUAAAAGCCUAAGCCCAGAAAUUUGAGCAAUACUUAAACAAGAAAAACUAUGACGAGGAGAGAAAAAUUGAUAGCAAAGCUAGUUCGUAUAUCGCAGCUAAACAUCGAUUCUUUGGUUUGGAAAGCGACAAUUCAUACAACAAAAACGCUAAGAUAUUCUACGGGUUCGAUAAUAAUCCAGACAAAUCAGUUUCAACUUUUAAUGAAAGCAAGUAAAACCUUAAUACAUCUGCUACUGUGCUUGGAAGACCAAAGGACUAUUCCAACUUCUAUUAAACUAAGAAUAAGGUAGUAUCACUAGCUAAGGUGAAUUAUGAUCCUCAACCAGGUAGCACAUACAAUAUAAUAACAGGUGUGAUUCAAAGGAAAGAAUGA
Molecule: messenger RNA, 1047 nt
Organism: Stylonychia lemnae
Lineage: Eukaryota; Ciliophora; Spirotrichea; Sporadotrichida; Oxytrichidae
Source: the annotation of a GenBank genome assembly